AUGACAACAACUAGAGCAAGAUCUAAAAAACAACAAGAGUUGGAGCUCCAACAACAAUCGACGGAAAGAGAAAGCAAUAAUAAAACCUCUCCUCCAAUGACCAGGGCAAGAACAAAGGCAAUUCAACAACAACAAAAACAACAAAAACAACAAAACACACGUCAACCACAGAAACAACAACAACAAAAGAAAAAGCCCAAUCGCAGAGACAUUGUUAGUGACCAAGAAGAAGAAGAGGAAGAAGAAAACUCUGAUCUCGAUGUUGAUGAAGUUACCCUUCGAAUAGAAUACUCUCCUGAAAAUGGCAAUGACUCUGAUGAGGAAGAAGAGGAAGAAGAGGAAGAUGAAAAGACAAAGAAAACUAAAGAGGUGAAUACAAAGAAAAAGAAACAAGUCGAGCCACCAACAAGACGAAAUGGUGGUAGCAAGAAAAAGGUUUCAACAACAACAACAACAACAAAGAGAAAUCAUAUCCCAUCAUCAGACGAAGAAGAAGAAGAGUCAGAGGAAGAAGAAUAUUCUGGAUCAGAAGAAGAGGAUGAUGAUGAUGAAGACUACUCUGAAGAGGAAGAAGAAAACAAAACAAACCGAGGCAAAAUGAACAAUAAUGGAAAGAGAGUGCAAAAGACUCAACAAAAGCCCAAUAGACAAACAAAGAGAUCUAAAAACUCUGAAAUUCUAUCUUCUUCAGAGGAUGAAGAGGUAGAGGAUGAUGAUGAUGAUGAUGAUGAAGUGGAUGAACAAGAACAAGAACAAGAACAGGAGGAAGAAGAAGAAGAAAUGGAAAAAGAUUCAGAUCAAGAAGAUAUUGUUUCAAUGGAAUUUGAUCAAGAUGAUGAAGAAGAGGAAAAGAAAGAUUUUAGUGAAGAGACUAUAGAAAAGAUUUUGGCUGUCAAGAGUUUUAAAGGAAAAUUCAAGACACUCCCAUUUACACUUCCAAAAUACAUCAAUCUCUCUUCAUCAACCUUGUUAUCACCAUCGACACAACAACAACAGCAGUCAAUCACAGAUAUAGUCACCACACCAUUGACAUCAGAGCAAGACGAACUUAUGACACUGUCUUCACCUUUGUUAGCCUCUUCAAAUCAAUCAAUACCACCACCACCUCUAUCAACAUCUGAACAAACCACCGACAAUGUAGAUUCCAAACAACAACAACAACAACAACCGAUCGUCGCAACACCAACACCAACAUCUACAACACCACUACCAUCAUCUUCAUCACCACCACUUUUAUCUGUACAGGACAACAUUAACAACAACGCCACAAAUACCAACAACACACCAAUGGAGAUUGGAGAGGAUGAUCAAGUUAGAUUUUUAACACUUUUCAAAGAACGAUCAUAUCGAUCGGUUAGAUGGAUGACAUUAAAGGAUCUAGAGACGACAAAUAUUCAAAUUAAUCCAAAACUGCAACUUCAAAUCAAGAAAUCAAUCCCUACACCCAUCAAGGAUGAAUCCGAGGCCAACCCACUUCACUACUUUAAACAAGAUUAUAUUCAAGUCGACAAAAUUCUCGCCAAAGAGAUCAAGAGAAAAGGUAGAGGACCAGGUGUCGUUAACUAUUUGGUCAAAUGGAAAGAUCUUCUCCACGAAAAAAGUACAUGGGAAACAGAGUCCAUGUUGCGGUCGCCACAAGAUAAGGAGGCCAUCAAGAUAUACGAAGCAUCACAAUUGGGAUACUCGAAAAAGAUUGUUGCUCGUCCCAGUAAACUCCCAGCAUUUGGACCAUCUCUUGUUCCAAAGUUUAAGGGGUCUCUGUCACUCAAAGAAUUUCAGGUAGAGGGAUUUCUUUGGUUGUCUUAUAAUUGGUAUCACGAAAGAUCAUCUCUAUUGGCCGAUGAAAUGGGUCUGGGCAAGACUAUUCAAUCGAUUGCUUUUCUCACCUAUCUGAGUCAGUCAGUUGGUAUAAAGGGACCAUUUAUGGUUGUUGCACCUCUUUCAACACUAGGCAAUUGGCAAAAGGAAAUUCUAAAGUGGACAGAUAUGAGAGUUUUGGUGUUCUAUGGUACGCAAGAGACUAGAGCUUUUCAAAAGAAAUACGAGUGGAAACGAAAAGAUAAAGGUGUCUAUCAAUUUGAAAUCCUUCUUACAACCUAUGAAACUGUCAUGGCCGAACAUCAGGAUCUUGUCAAAAUAAAUUGGAGAGCUCUUGUUUUGGAUGAAGGUCAUAGAAUUAAAAAUACACAAUCAAAGGUUUUAUCAAAAUUAAAAUCAAUUAAAACUGAACAUUCAGUAAUUUUAACAGGAACACCAUUACAAAAUGAUAUGAAGGAAUUGUGGACAAUGUUGAAUUUUUUGGAUCCCGAUAAAUUUGCUAGUAGCACUCAAUUUUUGGAUGAAUUUAGUGACCUAAAGGAAGAAUCUCAAGUACAAAGACUUCACCAAAUACUUGCACCAUAUCUAUUGCGUAGAAUGAAGGAAGAUGUCGAGUUGUCAAUCCCAAUCAAGGAGGAGACAGUGAUUCAAGUAGAGUUAUCAUCCAUCCAAAAGACAUACUAUCGUGCUAUUCUCGAAAAGAAUAGAGAGUUUUUGGCCAGAGGUGUAAAGUCAAAAUCGAAUCUGCCAAAGUUGACCAAUAUUAUGAUUCAAAUUCGAAAGGUUUGCAACCAUCCAUUCCUCAUUCCAGGUGCCGAGGAUACCAUCAUUCGUCAGGAAAAGCUCACAACCGACGAACAAAUCGCAGAAUUGUUGAUUCGUUCUAGUUCCAAAUUAGUCUUGGUCGACAAGCUCCUUCAACGUCUCAAAAAGGAAGGUCAUCGUGUUCUCAUUUUCAGUCAGAUGGUCGAAUCACUCAAUAUUUUAGAAGAUUAUUUGCACUAUAGAGAAUACUCUUACGAACGUCUAGAUGGUUCAGUGUCAUCGGUAUUGAGACAAGCUUCCAUCGAAAGAUUUAUGGACCAGGAAUCUGAUCGUUUUGUAUUUCUUUUAUCAACUCGUUCUGGUGGUGUUGGUAUCAAUCUUACCUCUGCCGAUACUGUCAUUCUCUUUGACAGUGAUUGGAAUCCUCAGAGUGAUCUUCAAGCACAAGCCCGUUGUCAUCGUAUCGGUCAAACCUCUAACGUCAAGGUAUACAGACUCAUCACAAGAAACACCUAUGAACAAUAUCUCUUUGAGGUGGCUACCAAAAAGCUAUUGUUGGAUCACAUUGUUUUAAAUAAUGCUAAAAAUAAUUCAAUGAAAAAACAACAAGAAGCAGAUGAAGUAGAAAAGUCAAAAAAGGAAGAGGUGGGUGCAGUUGAAAGUGAAACAACAACAACAACAACAACAACUGACGAUCAAGAAACAGAACAAGAUGGAAAAGAGGAUGGAAAAGAGUCACCCAAGACCUCUGCAGACAAAGAUACACCGAGUGAAAUUAGUCAAAUGUUGAAAUAUGGUGCAGCCUAUUUAUUUACCGAAAACUCAAAGGAUGCAUCAGAACAAGAUAAUGUAAUGUUUAACGAAGAUAUUGAUAAGAUCUUGGAGAGAUCGACGACUAUUAGCUUUGACAGCAAGAACAAACCAUCAAAUUUGUCUGGAUUCUCAAAGGCUACAUUUGCAUCAAGUGAAACCGAUUUCAAUGUCGACUUGGACGAUGAAAACUUUUGGGAAAAGGUUUUACCAGACUACAAAACGGUGAAACAGUUGGAGGAGAAACUUUCAAAUGGAUCCAUUUUCAAUAGCGACGAGGCCCGAUCCAAAUACAUUGACGACAUUGUAGAGUUGGCACAAUCGAAAAAGGAUGAUAUUGUCGAUCCAGUUUCAAUAGAGUUUAUUUCCGAUCUACUAAAGUUGAUCAUGCGUGUCGAGUUUAACACCAAAUUCACUGUCGAAGAAAGAGAAAAGGUUCAAACAAUGCGUCUCUUGCUCGAACGUCCAAGAACAAGAAAACGUGUCAUCCCAGAGGUUGUCCAAACUGGUCCCGCCGUAGUCGAUUCAAAGCAAAAGGGUAAAAAGACCAACAUCAUUGCCUCCAUACCAGACUCGGAUAGCUCCAGUGACGAACACAACAGCGACCCAGACUUUGUUCACGACGAAAAUUCAGUUGAAAGUGAUGACAGCAAUAUCAUUGACACUAGAAAGAAAUCAAAGAUGAAUGGUCCCCCUGUUGUACCGGUUUGGAAUAAAACCAACAAGGAUAAACUCAAAGCCAUUGUCCUUAAAUAUGGUCUCCAUCGUUGGAAAAAGAUUCAAAAAGAACUAGCUUCCAUUGGUGUCGUCAAAACACCAGGCGAAAUUCAAUCAAUUACUGAAUCUUUUGUCGAAGUUGGCUACAAAUCAAACCAGGAGCAAAUGAAAGAGUCUUUUGAUCAUUUUGUCGAAGACACUUCCUACUUUAAUUGGCAAAAACUUGGUUUUGAUGUAGAUUCUCCAAAUCCAAUCACAUUAGUCGAAGACAACAACAACAACACCAACUUGGACAAGUUUACCAUCACCGAUCUCCCAUCUGUUCAAAUGAUUUCAAGUCAAUCCAUUGUUAUUCAUUUUGAAAAGAAUCAACCAGAAUCAUCAGAACCAUCAACAAUCGAAAAAUCCUCAACGGAACAAGACAAAAUCGAAACGACAAGUGAAACCACCACUACCACUAUGGAUGAAAAACAAGAUAGUAUUGUAAAUAGUAAAAACGAUAGCAUGAAUACAGAUAAUGCAACCACGACAACCACCACAACAACCUCAACUAGCAUAAGUACUUCCCCCAAACUUGAACCAUUACCAUUGUUAACCAAUCGAAUCCCCCAACAAACCGAUGGAUACUAUCUUGCCAUAUUUAUGGACGGUGAAAGGGAUCAAUUGAUUAGAGUAUACCCUAUCAACUCGGGCAUGACUCUUUGCGAUUUCUUUUUCCCCGGUUUAAGUUCUGGUUAUUUUAUUAAUAUUAUUUAUACAAAUAUUUCACAAAAUCAAUAUGUAAAAUGUAGUAAUGACAUUAAAGUUCAAACUGUACCAAACAUUAUAUGGCAACAAGGAGAUUUCCCAGGAGCCAAUCGAAUCCAAGCUACUUUGGCAAGAUUAUCAUUGAUGAGAAUUCUCAAGAGAUGCAUAGUCAGAUAUGGAAAGAACCUUGGCUAUUUGAAACUACAGCACCUAACCAGAGGGCCUACCACAUCGUGGACAGCAGAAAAUGAUCGCAGUCUAAUUAUCGGUAUAUACAAGUAUGGUCACGGUAAAUUUAACGAAUGCUUUGCUGAUCCCUCACUGGAUCUUGCAUCGGCCGUCAAAAAGGGAUCCCUCUCUGCAAGUAGUGGCGCUGUUGGAAACCAAAUGUUGGAUGAGGAGGAUGAACAACAGCAGCAGCAACAACAACAGCAAGGUCCAAAGAUACCAUCGUCAGAGUCUUUGAGAAGAAGAUUGGGACGUGUCACUGAAAAUAUUACAAGACAAGAGAUGAACCAAAAGAAUUUGAAGCAACAACAGCAACAACAACAACAAUUCCAGCAAUCACAACAACAACAACAACAACAACAACAACAACAACAACAACAAUUCCACCAAAAACUCCACAGUGAUGAUCACGAAGAAUCUUCAUUGUCUUUCCCAAAGAGAGAAAGACCAUUUUCUCCUGACGGGGAGUUAUCAGAAGAAGAAGAGUAUCGUCAACAACAACAUCAACAACAUUUUAGAAACCCACGAUACCCACAACAACAACAACAACAACAACAAGUCUAUCAACCACAACAACAGUUUAGAAACCCACGAUAUCCACAACAAACUUCACCACCAAAUUCUACAUCACCAACAUCUUAUAAAAAUGGAUCGUUUGGAGCGAUUGGUACUCGUUAUGUACAUCUAACUUUUGGAUGGGAUUCAAAAGUUUUACCUAUGGGAGUUCCAGAUCAAGCAACUUUGGAGAUGGCCAAAAAAAUGUUUUAUGUCAAAUUUAACCUUAAAAACUCGCCAGACUACGCCGAGAAUCAAGAUCAACACUUUAAAUUUUACUAUAAAGACCAACCAAUCCAACCACACUCCAAGUUUGUCCAAGAAUUGGAUCUCCAAGAUGGAUUCUUUAUUCGAGCCGAGUGGGAAUCAAAGUGGAAAACCAUGCAAGUUCAAGGUUUUGAAAUGGACACACUCUUUAUGAAGGUCCAAGACGACACUGUGCUCGAAGACAUUGUCAAGGCCUAUUUCCAAAGCAACCCACCACCAUAUGAAUACAAAAACUUACGCGUAGAACACAACGGUGCUCGAUUGGAUCUUACUGGUGACAUUGGUGGCAACCAAAUCAAAAACGACUCGUUCCUCAAAAUUGUAUCUUCCUCUGACAUUAUCCACGUGCAUGUUAUACCAUCGUGGAAUAUUGAGGAAAAAGAAAUCUAUGCACUCCACAAACGGACAACAUUCCUUUCGAAAUUGGUAGACUCUUUUCUCAAAAAGCACCAACUCCAACCCAAACAAAUCAACUUUACAAGUGCUUCGACAGGUGCUAUGAUUGAUCCAAACAAACCACCACUCGACCAAGGUCUUGAAAUGGACUCUAUCAUCCAUGCCAAUCUUUUACUCUCAAGAAUAGAUGUAACCUACCAAAACCAUACAGUACCAUACUUGCUCAGCACCAAUACUUCUUUUGAGUCUUUGAUUCAUCGAUUCUGCGAGAGACUCAAAAUCAACAGACACUCGGUACAAUUUAUCUAUGACAGUAAGAAAUUGGUACCAGAAGAAACACCAGAACAGAUCAAGAUGGGUCCACAGGCAAACAUACAGGUGACAGCAAACGGUACCGUUCAACAAGGCAUUAUCGAAGUUGAAGUAAGACUCAUUGGAGAAGAUGCAGGAAGCUAUAUAAAGAUGCACACUCACAACCCUUUCCCACUUGAAAUUCUCAUGGACAAGUUUUGUGAGGAACACAAGCUCAACAAACAUGGUGUCCUCUUUACUUUUAAUGGUAUUAAAAUAGAACCGCAUGAUACUCUAGUAAGCAUUGGCCUGCGUGACUCUGACGUUAUUGAAGCGAGAAAAAUCAAUUCUUCUUUUGGUAAUUGA
Cavenderia fasciculata is the source of this 6960-nucleotide messenger RNA. RefSeq names its product chromo domain-containing protein. Lineage: Eukaryota; Evosea; Eumycetozoa; Acytosteliales; Cavenderiaceae. The record is from RefSeq and is a predicted model, not a curated record. Gene Ontology annotation, cellular component: chromatin; nucleus. Gene Ontology annotation, molecular function: ATP hydrolysis activity; histone binding; chromatin binding. The transcript is spliced from 3 exons. Gene Ontology annotation, biological process: regulation of gene expression; chromatin remodeling. Bases 1 to 6960 code for a protein of 2319 amino acids.